UGGGCACUUCCUGUGUCAUGGCAGGCGCGUUCCCGCCGGAGUGGAUUGCUGAGCGCCCCGGCGGCGUCACCUCCGUUUCCGUGACUCACACGUACUGCAGGCUGCGUGCAGAGGACCCCAUAGACCCCAAGCCUCGCAAUGGUGAUGUGUGGGAUGAGGGCUGGGAUAGGCGGGAAUUGUGUGAGCACUGAACGGAAGUAGUCAUAAGCUACUGUGUCAACCAAUAGCCUCCCUGCUUAGCCCCAGAACCAGGGAUGCGAUAGGUCUUUGUCGCUGCUUUAUCAUCUGUUCCUUUUUCCCUCUGAUCAGCAGGGACAGUUUUGAGUCCCCAGCAUGCUGUCCCCACUGUGGCACUGCCAACCCAGAAUGCAAUCCUGGGCGUCCCCGGCACGACUAUGUCUCUACCAAGCUGACCGGAGCGCUGGUUUGGUGGGAAGCGGGCUCCACCGUCCGCACUGAGGAAGUUAUCGCUACUAUUAUUAAGGCGGACCUCUGCUCGCAGUGUUGCUACUGCAUAGGCAGAGCUAAUAACCUCAUAUUAAAGAAUGAAUUAUCGAACGAACAAAGGACGUUAGGAGAGAUUUUAUUGGAAAUAAGAAUAGCUCCCUGAAUUCCAGGAAGCGCCCCAAGUGGGUGCCCUUGUGGGAGCUCAGUACAGAGUGAGUUAUAAACAAGCAGAGCCGAGCAGUUACUCAGUUCAGUUGUUCACUGGGAGGCAGUGACCUUUGAGGAUGUGGCUGUGAACUUCACCACAGAGGAGUGGGCUCUGCUGAAUCCAUCACAGAAGAAGCUCUACAGAGAUGUGAUGUUGGAAACAUUUAGGAACAUGGCUGCUGUAGGAAGAACGUGGGAUAACCAGCAAAUUGGACAAGAGUACAAAAAUUGCUCAAAGAAUCUAAGAAAUGAGGUGGGAAAAUGCUAUCAAUAUAAUGUUUGGAAACAACAAGAAUUACGUAUUUGGACUCCAGAUGCUCAUGUAGACAUGCGCCAACCUGCUUUAAAGCCAAGUGAAAGCCUUGCUUGUAGGAAGCCUUUGAUUGGGCAUAGGAGCCUAAAUGAGCCUAUCACGGCUCUCACUCAGCUGAACCCAGAUGAUUAUUUGGGAUUUGAAGAGAAACUGUAUAAAUGCAAUGGAAAUAGAAAAACCUGCACUGAUACUCAAUUCUUUCAGAACCAUGAAAUGAGAAAACUUGGAGAGAAACGCUGUCAAUGUGAGCACUGUAGGAAAGUCUCCUCUGACCCUAGUGAACCAAGUUACACUGGAGAGAAGAUCUUUUUAGGUAAGAAAAGUGUAAAAGCCUCCAGCAUACUCCAUGAUGUUCAAAUGCCUGAAAGAAAUCAUAGUGAGGAGAAUCCAUAUUUAUUCGAGCAGUGUGGGAAACCAUUCAUUUCUUCAUACCAUAUUCAAAUACAUGAAAGAAAACAUGUAAAUGAAAAGGCUUAUAUAUCUAAGGCAUAUAUGAAAAUACUAGCUCAUAGUAAUUCCUUUCAUAGACAUAGAAGAAUUCACACUGGGAAGAAACUGUAUGUAUGUAACCAGUGUGGGAAAGCAUUCGUUACACAGAGGUCCUAUAAAACACAUGAAAGUAAUCAUACAGCUGAGAAAUCCUAUGUAGGAAAGCAAUAUAGAAAACAAUUCAGUGAUAAGCCCAAAUAUCGUAAACAUACAAAAUCUCACGCUGGUGAGAAAUCCUAUGUAUGUAAGCAGUGUGGAAAAGCAUUCCACAGGUACAGUCACUGUCAAAAUCAUGAAAGAACUCACACUGGGGAGAAACCCUAUGUAUGUGAGCAGUGUGGAAUAUCUUUCAGCCAAAAAGCAAGUUUACAGAAACAUCAAGGAAUUCACACUGGUGAGAAACCCUAUGCAUGUAAGCAAUGUGAAAAAAGAUUUACCAACAAGUCCACAUAUCAUAGACAUACAAGAUGCCACAGUGGUGAGAAACCCUAUGUAUGUACGCAAUGUGGAAAAGCAUUCAACAGACGCAGUCAUUGUCAAAGACAUGAAAGAGUUCACAGUGAGGAGAGACCCUAUGUGUGUAAACAGUGUGGGAAAGCAUUCACUACACAGAAUUAUUUUCAAAUACAUGAAAGAAUUCAUACUGGGGAGAAACCCUAUGUAUGUAAGCAAUGUGGAAAGUCUUUCAUCCAACAGAGUAAUUGUCAUGUACAUGAAAGAAUUCACACUGGAGAGAAACCCUAUGAAUGCAAGCACUGUGGAAAAGGGUUUGCUGAUAAGUCCACAUUAUCUAGGCACAGAAGAUCCCACACUGGAGAGAAGCCCUAUGCAUGUAAGCAAUGUGGGAAAGCGUUCAGCACACUCAGUCACUGUCGAAGACAUGCAAGUAUUCACAGUGGAAAUAGACACAGGAAAACCUACGUGUGUGAACAAUGUGGGAAAACAUACACUAGACAAAAAUUUUUUCAAAUACAUGCAAGAAGUCACACUGAAGAAAAGCUGUGAAUCAGUAAUGUGAGGAAUCUUCAGCCAGCAGAAUACUUGUCAAAGACGUGAAGGAAUCCACUCAGAAGAAACCCUAUGUAUGAAAGGAAUGUGAGGAAACAUUCAGUACUGACAAGUGCCCUCAAACACAUGAAGAUGGCAUACUGGGGCAAACGAUAUGUGUGAAGGCAGAGUGAGUAAGAUGGGAUGCACUCACUGCAGUAAAUUUAUAUUUGUAAGAUGUGUGUGAAAACAUACAAUGAUAUCAUUUAAAUGGUUGAAUAAAGUCACACUGGGCAGAAAGCCUGAAGUCAGCAAUAAAGGAAAGAUUUUGGCAUAUUUGGGUACUGUCAAAAACAUGAAGUCACACUGGAGAGAAAUUCCAUGCAAGCCUAUUUUGAUUAUGAUUGGCUUUUUUUUUUUUUUUGCUUUUGAGAUGGGGUCUCAAUAUACACUUCAGACUUUUUCUUUAGCUCACUUUGUAGCUCAGGCUGGUCUUGAACUCGCAAUGAUCCUUCUGCCUCAGCUUCCCCAGUGCUGGGAUUACAGGUGUGUACCACCACAUCCAUCUCAUGUAAUGGAGACCUGUAGAAAUAAUAUGAACAUUUUGUUGCCAAUAUUUCCUUAAUAAUAUCCCAGAAAAUAUAUUCCACAAAGGAGAUAUCCUAAACUGUAUUCAUUCUGUGUUUCUCAGUAAAUUAUAUAUGGGCAAGGGAUUUAGCUCGUAGCACAAGCGCCUGCCUGGCAAGCACAAGAUCAUGUGUUAGAUCCCUGGUAUCAAAAAAUAAAGAAAGUAAAAUACUUGUAAAUACUUAGUUUAUGUAUUUGGGGUCUGUAAUAUAAUAAAAUUGAUUUGACACAAUCA
Messenger RNA from Cavia porcellus (domestic guinea pig), 3305 nucleotides. RefSeq names its product zinc finger protein 14-like. The record is from RefSeq and is a predicted model, not a curated record. Lineage: Eukaryota; Metazoa; Chordata; Mammalia; Rodentia; Caviidae. Gene Ontology annotation, cellular component: nucleoplasm. Gene Ontology annotation, molecular function: RNA polymerase II cis-regulatory region sequence-specific DNA binding; DNA-binding transcription repressor activity, RNA polymerase II-specific. The transcript is spliced from 4 exons. The coding region runs from base 806 to 2461 and encodes 551 amino acids. Gene Ontology annotation, biological process: regulation of transcription by RNA polymerase II.